This is a messenger RNA of Neltuma alba, 2557 nucleotides long. RefSeq names its product truncated FRIGIDA-like protein 1. Lineage: Eukaryota; Viridiplantae; Streptophyta; Magnoliopsida; Fabales; Fabaceae. Bases 258 to 1967 code for a protein of 569 amino acids. The transcript is spliced from 3 exons. The record is from RefSeq and is a predicted model, not a curated record.
AAAAAACUUUAUCAACCGAAGUCACCCGAUGUACCCACCAUGGCACCAAUGCGUUGGGAGCAUGGAUCUAUCCGACAUCCAGCUGCCCCGGAAAUUCUCGGCAUCGUGGCAAUUCAAGCUUCUGCGUCUGCGUCUGCGCCUCCUCUUUCUUCUUCUAGGGUUGUCAGUAUGGCCUCCGAUCAACAUUACAUUCCCAUGUUUUAAAAUCAAGUUCAGGUUUCGAUCAAUCUUCCCGACUUUUUUGUAAUUACAAAACAAUGGCCACCACAUUGAAGACAAUCUCUGCCGCUCUCAAACUCAUCGACACAAAGAAGGAUAACCUCAGGAAGGCCUAUGAUGAUCUCCAUGCUCACUCACAGCUCCUCUCUUCCUUCUCCCUCUCAUGGUCUGAAAUCGAUUCUCACUUCACUUCUAUCCAGAAUUCUCUUACUCAACGUUUUCAUCUCCUCGAGUCCCUCGAAUGCCAGGGUAGCCAACCUAGUUCAUCAACUUCACCCAUUCCCAUGCCUGCGCAGAAUCCAAAUGACCCGACCCAGACCACCAAAGAUCCGUUACCGUCAUCUUCACGGCCGUCAAGUCAAAAUCAAAAGCUCCCUGUUGAUCCAUCUGCAUCGCCGAAUCCACCGAAUCAAAAUGGAGCAAAUGUUGUACCCAAAAACUUCAUUGAAUCGAGUUCGGUGAUGCCUAGAUACGAGUUGAGUACUCUGUGCGAGAAGAUGGAUGGAAAGGGGUUGAGGCAGUAUGUUAUUGUUCAUGCGAAAGAGAAGACUGCCAUUCAGGCCGAGCUUCCAGGGGCCUUACGCUGUGCUCCAGACCCAGCUGCGAUGGUUCUGGAUUCUCUUGAUGGGUUUUAUGGGGUAACUGACCCAAGGGAUAUGGAACAACGUAAGUUUAGGAGGGCCUGCAUUGUAUUAAUGGAACAGUUGAGGGUUUUAUCUCCAAAUAUAGGAUUCAAAGUGAGAGAACGAGCCAAGAUGGUGGCCUCAGAGUGGAAAGCAAGUUUGUGGACCGAUGGCGCAAAGACGUUAGAGGCAUUGGGCUUUUUGCAUUUUGUGGUGGCAUAUGGGUUGCUUUCUGAAGUCAGCAUGGAUGAACUUGUUGAUUUCACUGCUAUGGCUGCUAACAACGAUGAGGUUCCCCAGCUAUGCCGAACUAUUGGUUUGACAGAGAAAAUUCCUGAUCUUGUUCAGAAACUUGUUGAUAAGGGCAAGCAUGUUUUGGCUGUCAAGUAUAUCUUUGAGUUUAGUCUUGCUGAGAAGAUCCCACCAGUUCCCAUCCUGAAAGCUUGUGUGGACGAGGCUAAUAAACUUGCUAAAAGACUUCUCCAGGAAGGGAAAUCACUGAAUGAGGCCACAGCAAGAGAAACUCAUGCUCUGAAAUCAGUAAUAAAGGUUAUUGAGAGUCAUAACCUUGAAUCUCAAUAUCCACCGGCAAUCCUUGAGCAGCAAAUAGUGCAACUGAACAUGCAGAAGGCAGAUAGGAAACGUGCUCCACCACCUUCUGUAAAGCCUCCUCCUGAGUCUAAGCCUCAACAGCAGCAAAAGACAAAGAAGCAGAAGCAGCAGCAGCAAAUUGGAAAGAAGCACCCUCAUCCUCAGACAUCAGCCCAACUUGGUCCUAUGGCUGUCCAGAAGAUUGUUUCUGUUGCCAAUUCAGCAUUGCACCAGUACCAACAGCCUCUGGUCCAACCUACAGGUUUGUUGCCAGAACAAUUGAAUUCAUACAUGAGCUCACAAGCUGUGCCAUAUGGAAUGGUGGGUCAAACCUCCACCGUUUCUCCCUAUACAGGUCCUUCUGUUGGGCCUUACGGUUUUGCUGGUGUCCCAAUGGGGUCCAGUGGCAAUCCAACUCCAGGUGGUUCACACCUAUAUUCAGAGCCAAAUUUGCAGUCUGCAUAUUAUGACAGAACCACUACUUAUAGUGGUUAUGGUCUUCAACAAUAUUACCAGUCUCUCUAUCCUCAAUAGUUCAGGGAUUUGCUUCUAAUUGCACUGAACUCUUGGGGUGGUAUUACAGUCUCUUUCUGACUUUGCACUGCUGGUGUCUGGUUACCAGUAUCACCGUGAUCAAAAGACAGGAAUUAGAUUCAGUAAUUAAGAAUUGUGAGGGAAUGCAUAGUUUCACAAUUUUGAUUACUUGAAUCAGUUUGUAUCUAGUAGAUUACUUUUAAGUUAUGGUCUGCCAAACUUCUCUGCUCUUUUCUGAAUGGAAAUUGGCGCUAGGAUUUUAAAAGUAAGAGCUCCAUGGAUAGAACCAUUUUAUAUUUAUAUUAGCUAGUUUUGCUUGAGAAUCACUUACCAAGUGAGUCUCCCGCUGGCUCACUGUAACAUAUAUUUUCAUCAGCAAGGCCAAAAGUAUAAAAAGAUCAUUUUGUUUAAAGGCUAGCAAGGGUAGAACUUUGUCAAAAUUUCUAUCUAUGCUCGAAGCUACCUGAAUGUUGCUUCCCUUUAUUCUUGACUUCCUUUGGUUGUCUCUGCCUUUAAACAUAGGUUACCUUUAUAUUUUCCUCCUUUGACAUCAAAUUCCCAAAAGAAAUAUGGUAAUUUGUUUCCUAUAA